Messenger RNA from Apiotrichum porosum, 642 nucleotides. It is a transcript of the gene GET1, whose product is annotated as GET complex subunit get1. Bases 1 to 642 code for a protein of 213 amino acids. The transcript is spliced from 4 exons. The record is from RefSeq and is a predicted model, not a curated record. Gene Ontology annotation, cellular component: GET complex. Gene Ontology annotation, biological process: tail-anchored membrane protein insertion into ER membrane. Lineage: Eukaryota; Fungi; Basidiomycota; Tremellomycetes; Trichosporonales; Trichosporonaceae.
AUGGCAGACCCCAACCUCGCCGUGAUCAUCUUCCUCGUCGUCCUUCUCACGCAGGUCGUUGCCUGGAUUGGCAAGAGCGUCCUCCAGGAAGCCGCAUUCUCUGCAUACAGCUCCAUCUUCCUCUCAAAAGCCCACCGUGACCAGUCGCGUCUCCGCAAGCAGGUCCUCGAGGACAAGGCCGAACUCAACCGGACUUCCAGCCAAGACGAGUUUGCCAAGUGGGCAAAGCUCAGGCGUAAGGUCGACAAGGGCAUUGCUGAUCUGGAGAAGACGAACGCCGUGCUCGCCUCGUCGCGCUCGACCUUUGGUUUCCGCUUCAACACUCUUAUCUGGAUUGCCACUACUGGUGCACAGCUUGUCCUUGUCUGGUGGUACCGCCGCCAGCCCGUCUUCUGGCUUCCUGCGCAGUGGGUUCCUGCGCCUGUUGCCUACAUCCUUCGUUUCCCCAGUGCUCCCAAGGGAUCCGUGAGCUCGGCCGCUUGGGGUACCGUGUGCAAGCGUGUUCUCACUUCGGUCGAGGAGAUUGUCAAGCCCUUCUUCCAGCCUGCACCUCCUGUUGCCGAACCUAUGGGCGUGCCCGUCGCCGUGCCCGAGAAGCAGACUGCUACGAUUCAGGAGGUUGAGCAUGAUGGACUGGACUAG